Messenger RNA from Anopheles gambiae (African malaria mosquito), 2412 nucleotides. Its product is annotated as E3 ubiquitin-protein ligase RNF185. Gene Ontology annotation, molecular function: ubiquitin-like protein conjugating enzyme binding; ubiquitin protein ligase activity; metal ion binding. The coding region runs from base 473 to 1321 and encodes 282 amino acids. Lineage: Eukaryota; Metazoa; Arthropoda; Insecta; Diptera; Culicidae. The record is from RefSeq and is a predicted model, not a curated record. Gene Ontology annotation, cellular component: endoplasmic reticulum. Gene Ontology annotation, biological process: ubiquitin-dependent protein catabolic process. The transcript is spliced from 2 exons.
AAAAAAAAAUAUUAUUUCAUCACACGCAAACUACUUUUCGUACGGUGCGGAUGCACAGCAGCGCACCAGCUCCGCAGUAAAUUCAGGGCAAAGUUAUCUACAUUACCUCCGUGCGUCGUCGUUUCUAGUUCAAGUGCAACGCUUCGCUGUCCUUUGAAAUCUCGAACCAGGAAACAGGGCUGAAAAAGGGGAACGGCGCAACACCAAACAAUCGCUCUCGUGACUGUUCGGGACGGGUACAGAGGUGCGGAUCAUCCACUUCAUCGAACGCAGCCAUCUCAACGGAACCCAGCGAAAAGCAAAAUAUACGUACGUGUCUUUUCUGUGCGGCGGCGGCUGCUGCUCAAAGAAGCCCUUUUGUUUUUGGCGUAAAGGGAGAGGAGAAAAGUGCGUGACAGUGCGUGGAAACAAUAUUUAGUGCUGCUUUUGUUUGAAACGAAUACGAACAGUGUGCUCUAAACCGGCUUCCGGCAUGGCAUCAACGACAGAUAUUCCUCCGGCCGUGGGCAACGCGCCCACCGCUCCCUUGCUAGAGGAUCUCAACGAGGACACGCCCUCCUCCUCAUCGUCCAGCACGGCGACGACGACGACAGACAGUGGCAAACCUUCGACAUCGUACAGCUUCUCCAUGCUCGGUGCGGAUACGGCCAUCCCAGGCAGCAGCAGCAGCACCAGCUACAGCAUCAAACGGCCACAGUCCGGGGACGAUAGCAUCCAGUCGGCGGCGGCCGGUGGUAGCAAAACCAAGACACAGCUAGAAAACGACACAGCCGGCGGCGAUGGUGCGGGCGAGGGCGCAUCGACCGGUGCGCCAUCCACCGAGGCCGGCGAGGAGGAGAAAAAGGACGACUCCAUGUUCGAGUGUAACAUCUGUCUCGACACGGCCAAGGACGCGGUGGUCAGCAUGUGCGGGCAUCUGUUCUGCUGGCCGUGCAUUCACCAGUGGAUGAACGGGUACCGCAACACCUGCCCGGUGUGCAAAUCGUCCAUCAGCAAGGAGAAGGUGAUUCCGCUGUACGGGCGCGGCGGCAGCAAGGAGGAUCCGCGCAAAACCGUACCGCCCCGGCCGGCCGGCCAGCGUACCGAGCCGGAGCAGCCGCACGGCUUCCAGAGCUUCACCGGCGACGGCAGCUUCCACAUGUCGUUCGGCAUCGGGGCGUUCCCGUUCGGGUUCUUUACCUCCACGCUGAACUUUGGCGACUUUCGCGGCGCGGGCAAUGUGACGCGCGAGAAUACGCGCGAAUCGGAGGAGGACCAGUUCCUGUCGCAAGUGUUCCUGUACGUGGCGCUCAUCUUUCUGGCCUGGCUGGCCAUGGCCUAGAGAGAUAGAGAGGACGGGGGGGGGGGGGGGGGGGGGAUGAGAGCGAAUGUUAAAAUUUUCCGAAAUCAAAUGGGACAGAGGGAUAAACACACACAAGGUUGGCGAAACAAGUCAGAAACGGGCACGCGCAUACACGCACGUACGCACGUACACUCGUAUCACCCCAGGCGUCGAGGAACCGGUGCAAUAGGUGCGGCCGCGUUUAAAACACUUUUGUGCGAAUCACCUUAGAGUAUUAACUGAAGAAAGACAGCUUUUUUGGGGAACGGUUUUAGUAAAAAAAAAAAACAAAUUUAACCUCCUCGCGGUCAAAAAUGCUAUUCAUCCUCUUUUUUUCGGGAAAUCCUACAAGCAUUCUCGUUUGGGAAGGUGUAGUCACGAGACGACCGGUGCAAUCUACUUUGUGAUAGCUCUUAGACGGAUCCCAAAGGAUGUUUUUUUGCUUCUUCUAGGAAACAGGCGUGCUUUUAGGGAAAAUAGAACGAUUUUUUCAACCGAACACUAAUUCGGAAAAAAUGUAAUGUCCCCCCAUGAACCUCAUAAGAGUCAUUUUAUCAAAAAAAAGAAACUGUAAUUCCUGAUACGUAUGUAUGUGUGCGUGCGCGCGCGUGUAUGUCAAGUGUUGUCAUUUUUUCUUUGCGCAUAAAGAUGUAUGUAAUUUAUUGAGUGUAGUAAUGUAUAGGAAGUAAAUAGGGGAGAGGAAGGGUGCGCAUAAUGCAUUUUGCGGGUGAAUCAAGAAAGGGCGGCGACGAAGAUUUUGUAAUUAUAUAUAUAUAGAUACUAAUGUACGUACGUAUGCUUUAUCCAUCUUUUCGUUUAUCGUAUCGUUUCAAAACACUCCCCACUAUUAGCCCUUUUAGCAUAUGAAGCAAUGAUUAUAUGUAUGUUUUUUUUCUCCUAUCUUUUUUUUCCUUUCUUUCCUCUGCGAGGUAAACGAAAAAUCACACACUCACAAGAAACAAUCGGAAUGAGAAUAUAUGAGGGGGAUGUGCAAAAUAGAAAAAAAAGAAAGAAAAAGAAACAAGCAGUGGAACAGUGUUAGUGGUGUAGAAUCGUGUCAAUAAAGUUUAAGUGCUACAUACAGUUCAAAA